Molecule: messenger RNA, 2120 nt
Organism: Erythranthe guttata (spotted monkey flower)
Lineage: Eukaryota; Viridiplantae; Streptophyta; Magnoliopsida; Lamiales; Phrymaceae
Source: RefSeq, a predicted model, not a curated record
AUUCGCAGAAGAUUUUUCCGACCAAUCUCCUCAAUAAUUUCAGUGGAAUUUGCACACAGUUUGUGCCGAAGCUUCUCGAUUGUAUUUUUGAACGAAGAUUACAGUAUCGCCAUGGCAAUCGAAGGUAAGCUCGUGAUACUAAUUGUGCAUAAUGAUUUCUUCCGCUGCGGAAUCUGAUUCCGGCAAAAAUUACAAGUUUCCAUGCAAUUUUUCAAUUUUCCACACUUAAUUGUGUGUUUGUGUGUGUGUUUUGUAGAAGCUGUUUCAGAAAAUUGCAAAAUUGAAGAGACGCGGAUUUCAAAAAGCUGCGCAAUUGAGGAGAAACGAAAUCAUGAAACAGAGUCCUUCGGAAAGGAAGAGGGCGGAGCAAAAAAGCCCUCGGAAAAUGACGAAAUUGAGGAGCAAUCUUCUCCGAGGGGUGUUUUAGAGGUGCCGAUUUCGGGCUCCGGUUCCGAUUCCGACAACAGUAGCAGCGUCGAUAGGAGCGGCAGUUUCGGGAGCGAGAAAUCCCCGACGGUGGGGGGAGAAAUCGCGGCUGUAUCGGCGGCGGUGGAAUUGAGUUACGGCAAUUUGAACUGGAAAAAAAUGUUCGGUCAGGUGAAGAGGACUUCCACGGUUUGGAAAGUGUCCACUGUUUCGAUGAUCAUGGGAUACGGAAACGAUCUGUCGAAGAAAACGACAACAGCAACCUCAAAGAAGAAGAAGAAGAAGUCGGAGAAGAACCGUGUCUCCGAGGAGGAAGACGCAAUUGAUGUCGAUGAUUUUGCUAUGCCUAAACCAUCUUGGAGGAAUUUUACUUAUGAAGAGCUUAAACUAGCCACCGAUGAUUUUAGCCCGGAUGUGUUGAUUGGGAAAGGGGGCCACGCGGAAGUGUACAAAGGGUGCUUAUCAGAUGGACAAAUUGUGGCUGUAAAGAAAAUAAUAAAAGUAAAUAAGAAUGACGAGGAUAAAGUUGGUGACUUCUUGUCUGAACUAGGCAUCCUUGCUCACAUUGACCACCCUAAUGCUGCUAAAUUAAUCGGCUUCAGUUCUGAUGGUGGUUUGUACCUUGUCCUCCAAUUUUCUCCGUAUGGAAGCCUCGCCACCGUACUACACGGUUCUGUAGAAAGCUCUUUGGAUUGGAAAAUACGAUACAAGGUGGCAAUCGGAAUAGCAGAGGGAUUGCAAUAUCUGCAUUGCAACUGCCAAAAGCGAAUAAUUCACAGAGAUAUAACUGCCUCAAACAUAUUACUGUCCGAAGAUUAUGAAGCUCAGGUAUCGGAUUUUGGACUAGCGAAAUGGCUUCCAGAUAAAUGGGUUCAGCUCGUUGUUUCUCCAAUUGAAGGCACAUUUGGGUACAUGGCUCCAGAAUAUUUCAUGCAUGGAAUUGUUCACGAGAAAACUGAUGUAUUUGCGUUUGGUGUUCUACUGCUCGAGCUCAUAACCGGGCGUCGAGCAGUUGAUUCUUCUAGGCAAAGCCUUGUGAUGUGGGCAAAACCACUUCUUGAAAAGAACAGUGUGAAAGAAAUAGCAGACCCUCGAUUAGGAGAAUCUUUCGACUUAGUAGAAAUGAAACGGGCCAUGUUUGCUGCUUCAACAUGCAUUCAUCACUUGCCUACCAUGCGGCCUAACAUGAAACGGGUGGUUCAGCUGCUAAAAGGCGAAAACGAAGGAGCGGAAAUGAAGCAAAAGUCGAUGGGAGGAAGAGCGUUACUUUUGGAUGCUUGCGACUUGGAUGACUACACUUCCACUACAUACCUUAAAGAUUUAAAUCGACACAUGGAAUUAGUUAUGGAAUAAGACGUUAAUUUAUUAGCUCAAAUCCGGAUUAGUUAAUCUCUGCAAAUCGGCUGCCAUGGAUAUAUGCAAAUAUGUGUCUGUAAGAAAAAUUGGAAGCAUUGUGGUCAUGCAAUGUGUGCUGUUCUGGAGAAGGAUUGAUCCUACUUAAUUUAUUUUCCUUUUGUUUAAUGAAAAAUAGUUUUUAAAAUUGGAAAAAAAAAAUAGAUUGUGAUGUAUAUAUGAAGUUGUAGUAACUGAUUUAUUGCUUUUUAGCUGUUUUUAUAAUUAGGGGACAAAAUUGUCGUAUGGAUGACAAUUUUAUUUGAUGAAUGAAAUCUUUCAAUUAGAUUUUACAUCAUUUA